Phodopus roborovskii (desert hamster) is the source of this 1257-nucleotide messenger RNA. It is a transcript of the gene Adcyap1, whose product is annotated as adenylate cyclase activating polypeptide 1. Gene Ontology annotation, cellular component: neuron projection; extracellular region; perikaryon. NCBI's taxonomy places the organism in Eukaryota, Metazoa, Chordata, Mammalia, Rodentia, Cricetidae. Gene Ontology annotation, biological process: neuropeptide signaling pathway; positive regulation of transcription by RNA polymerase II; positive regulation of ERK1 and ERK2 cascade. Gene Ontology annotation, molecular function: peptide hormone receptor binding; neuropeptide hormone activity; pituitary adenylate cyclase activating polypeptide activity. Bases 545 to 1132 code for a protein of 195 amino acids. The transcript is spliced from 6 exons. The record is from RefSeq and is a predicted model, not a curated record.
AAAAAAAAAAGGAAGUCAUAUCAUGAAUAAAAAUCGGAGCGCAACAGUGCAACCAAAAUAUUCUGUACUUGAAGGCAAUUGCAGACAGAUGUUGACAAAGAGGUGUCUCUUGAAACCACAUUCGAGCUUUUCUGUGUUAACUGCAUAUAUAAAUACGAGCAGAAGGCCGGUCACCUCUGUCAGCAGCAGCAGAAGCAGCAUCUUCAGACGCAGCCUGAUACCUCGGAGCAGAGAAGGCUGACUUAAGGCCACUCUGCUCCCCCUCCCUUUGGCUGCUCGCCUACUCUGUCUUCUACAUCUCUCCUCGCCCACCUUCUUCAGUGUCAAGCUCCCUUCUAGUUCUGUGCGUCUACAAAGUUUUGAGCGGAAUUUUAGCCUCGGCAAACAAGUCCCCCCAGCUGCUCCAGCUAAUUCCCGUGGCUUCUCUCCAGACACCAGCGCCAGACAGUGAGUGAUGCCUCUUGGGUUGUGAUUCUGGCCCGGAAACUCCAAGGAGCCCUUUGCCCUCCGUCCUACUUGGCAACCAACCCUCGCCUAGCUGCGAAUGACCAUGUGUAGCGGAGCAAGGCUGGCCUUGCUGGUCUACGGGAUAAUAAUGCAUAACAGCGUCUCCUGCUCACCUGCCGCCGCCGGACUCCGUUUCCCUGGGAUCAGACCAGAAGAUGAGACGUACGACCAGGACGGAAACCCUCUGCAAGACUUCUACGACUGGGACCCUCCGGGCGUAGGGAGCCCCGCCUCCGCGCUGCGUGACGCCUACGCCCUCUACUAUCCAGCGGAAAGGAGGUACAGAUCGCCCGGCACCCGCCUAAAGUUUGGGCCUGGAGUGGAGGGAGGGACCCGAGAUGUCGCCCAUGAGGUCCUUAACGAAGCCUAUCGCAAAGUCUUGGACCAGCUGUCCACCAGGAAGUACCUGCAGUCGGUCGUGGCCAGGGGCCUGGGCGAGAACACAGGCGCGGGCGCAGCAGAUGACCGAGCUCCUCUUACCAAACGCCACUCGGAUGGCAUCUUCACCGAUAGCUACAGCCGCUACAGAAAACAAAUGGCUGUCAAGAAAUACUUGGCGGCCGUGUUAGGGAAAAGGUAUAAACAGAGGGUUAAAAACAAAGGACGCCGAAUAGCGUACUUGUAGCGACGAGUUGCCAGCUACGGUGUGUAUAAAAUGAAAAGUCGUUUUCCAAAUUGACUGACCAGUCAUCGCUCAUGUGUUCUUUCCAAACAUGUAUUUAUGUAUGAAGUAAAGCCAUUAAAUAACUA